AUGACAGGAGGUUUUGCUGAAGCAUUUCUUUCGUCUUUCUUGCAAGUGUUUUUUGAUAGGUUGGCUUCAAGGAAUUUCAUUGACUAUAUCCGUAGAGACAAACUUGACAAAUUGGUGGAGGAACUUGAGUCUACACUCAAGUCUAUCGACCAAGUGUUGGAUGAUGCAGAGAUAAAACAAUACCGAAUCCCAAACGUCAAGAAGUGGCUUGGCGAUGUUAAACAUGCUAUGUAUGAGGCUGAUCAACUCUUGGAUGAGAUUGCCACUGGUGCACCACUGAAAAAGAUGAGAGUUGAAUCUCAACCUACUACUAGUAGCAACAACUAUUUAGGCUAUGUUUCAGCAUUUAUUAAUCCAUUUGAAUCUCGAGUCCGAGAAUUGCUAAAGAAUCUAAAACAUCUUGCUGAGCAAAAAGAUGUGCUGGAAUUGAGAAAUGGGCGUUUGGCUCGUAAUGAAGUUGGAGUCAGUUCAAAACCUUUAGAAAGACAGCAAACUUCAUAUUUGGUGGAUGAUUCCCCAAUAUAUGGUAGAGACGAUGGGAAAGAUGAAAUGGUCAAAUUUUUACUUUCAAACAAUGACAGUGGCAACCUGACAUCGACACCUGUAUCUAGCAUAGUGGGUCUGGGUGGGAUGGGCAAGACCACCUUUGCUAAGCUUAUGUACAAUGACCGUAGGAUUGAGGAUCAUUUUAAACUCAAAGCAUGGGUUUAUGUUUGCAAACACUCUUGUUGCAUGGCUGUGAUCAAUUGA
Molecule: messenger RNA, 750 nt
Organism: Vicia faba (fava bean)
Lineage: Eukaryota; Viridiplantae; Streptophyta; Magnoliopsida; Fabales; Fabaceae
Source: the annotation of a GenBank genome assembly